AUAAACAAAUCUUUUAGGCUAUAUAAACUUGAGAAUUGCAGAGUUUCUUCACCAUAUCACUAAUAUAGUUCCAGAUUAUAACUGACAAUGGCACGGCUUUCUAUCUUUGUCGUUCUUUUACUAGUAUUCAUCUCGCUUGCAAAUGCAGCUUCUGAAGAUCAAUCAGAAGAACCUGGAGUUUAUAUUGUUUACAUGGGAGGCAAAGGCUCGUCGACUCCUGGUACUUUAAGAGAUGAUCAAGCCCAAAUUAUGAACUCAUUCUUAAAAAGAGAUGCGGUGGUACAGGUAUACAAGCAUGGCUUCACAGGAUUUGCCGCUCAUAUGUCUAAAGACGAAGCAGAUUUAAUAGCUCAAGAACCAGGAGUUGUGUCUGUUUCUCGUGAUAAAAUGAUAAAACUAAGUACAACAAGGUCGUGGUCUUUUCUCAAACUUCAACAUUACCUGGAUAAUCCUAUCCCGGAAACAGAGUUCCACAGGUCCAAGGUGCAUGGAGCUGAAACUAUCAUAGGUUUGGUAGAUUCAGGAAUUUGGCCAGAAUCUAGGAGCUUUAAUGAUAAAGGUAUGGGCCCGAUCCCUAAACGGUGGAAAGGAACUUGUCAGGAAACAGAAGAUUUUCGCGCUUCUAGCUGCAACAGGAAAUUAAUUGGUGCAAGAUAUUUCAUGUCAAUCAAUAAAACAAGUAGAGACUUUGCGGGGCAUGGCAGCCACACUUCAUCAACAGCUGCAGGAGCACCAGUGCCUGGAGUUUCAUAUUACGGCUUAGCUGGUGGAACAGCCGUUGGUGGUUCUCCAAAAUCAAGAAUUGCAAUGUACAAAGCAUGUUAUUUAGGAGGCUGUGACGAAUCAGCAAUCCUAGCAGCGAUGGAUACAGCAAUUCAUGACGGAGUUGAUAUACUGUCCUUAUCCAUAGGCAAGCCAGCCUUUAUAACAACUGAUAUAUCAAAAGAUUUGCUAGCAGUUGGUGCAUUUCAUGCGGUUGAGCAUGGAAUUAUGGUUGUUUUUGCGGGUGGAAACUCGGGACCUCAGUUAUCAAGUGUCUCAAAUUAUGUACCAUGGAUGACUACCGUUGCUGCUUCAACUAUUGACAGACAUAUCUAUGCUAAUGUGGUGUUGGGUACUAAUCAAGUUAUCAAGGGUGGAGGCUUUCAGUUCUCUAGUUUAAGUGCCUCUCCGAUAUAUCCACUAAUAGACGGGGUCUCAGCCAAGAUUCGAUCUCAUAACAUCACCGACAGAUUAGCAAGAAACUGUCAACCAGGUUCAAUAGAUUCAAGCAAGGUCAAAGGACAUAUAAUUCUAUGUUUCAACGAGAUAGGCGACGACCCUUUUGAUAGGAUUGAGGAUAUGAUAAAUAAAGGUGCGCUUGGAGCGAUUAUGGUUGACGAUGAUUUCAAAAUUCAAAGUAUCGACCUUCUAUAUGAGAAUAAAACGUUUCCUCGAACGUUUAUCAGUUCCAAGGAUGGGAAUGCAGUUCUCUCUUAUAUAAAAUCAAAUAGGAAUCCAACUGCGACUAUUGGAAGGUCUGCAACAUCUAUAGGCUUCAAGCCAGCACCUGCUGUUGCUUAUUUCUCAUCCAGAGGCCCGUCGUUUUUUACGCAUAACCUUCUCAAGCCAGAUAUUACGGCACCAGGAGUGAAUAUUAUAGCGGCAUGGACUAGAGCAAGCACAGAAUUUGGAAUCCCAGGACAGGCUCCACCAGAUUACGUCGUAGUCUCUGGAACCUCAAUGGCAACCCCUCACAUUGCUGCAGUAGCUGCCCUGAUCAAGUCCCAACAUCCCACUUGGGAUCAUUCAGCCAUCAGAUCUGCUAUUAUGACUACAGCUGUCCAAACGUGUAGCGAUGGAUCUCCAAUCUUGAAAUUUCCAGGAUCACAAGUAGCUACACCAUAUGAUUUUGGGGCAGGGCAUGUGAACAUAGGACAAGUCAUGGAUCCAGGGCUAGUUUACGAGACGUCUAUGACUGAUUACUAUUUUUUCCUUUGCAAUUAUGGAUAUAAUCUGUCAACAAUCAAGCUUAUUGCAAAGACUAUUCCAGAGGGAUUUUCUUGUCCGAAGAAUGCAAAUACAGCAUUAAUCUCCAACAUGAAUUAUCCAUCAAUAGCCAUCGCGAAUUUUAAGAAAAACACAGAGAGGAAAGUAACAAGAACUGUUAAAAAUGUUGGUGAUGAAGACGAGGCAGUAUAUGAAGUAACAGUUGAUGCACCUGAACAUCUCAAUGUGCAAGUCAUACCAGAGACUUUACAUUUUACACAGGAGUAUCAGAAGCUGAGUUAUGAUGUGAAAUUUUCGACAAAAUAUUCAUUCGACAGUGAUAUAUUUGGUUGGAUCACUUGGAGCAAUGGCAAGUACAGAGUGCGUAGUCCUUUUGCUCUGAGCCUAACGGAAAGGUCCAUUAGAUGAUCUGGAACAUCCCUCCUAUCUGUAACUUGAUAAUAAACAAAACCAUUACAAAUGAUGUACCCAUCCUCUAUGUGUGGAUUUAUAUUUUGGAUGAUAAUUAUAAUUAUUACAUUAAUCAAUCUACUUCCAGUUACCCCUGGACAUGCAGGGAUUCGAUGAA
Messenger RNA from Daucus carota subsp. sativus, 2557 nucleotides. Its product is annotated as CO(2)-response secreted protease. Bases 88 to 2397 code for a protein of 769 amino acids. The record is from RefSeq and is a predicted model, not a curated record. Gene Ontology annotation, molecular function: serine-type endopeptidase activity. Lineage: Eukaryota; Viridiplantae; Streptophyta; Magnoliopsida; Apiales; Apiaceae. The transcript has 9 exons. Gene Ontology annotation, biological process: proteolysis.